AUGUAGCGCUCAGCACCGCGGAGAGCGGCGGGGCCGGGGGGGCCGGGGGGGCCAUGGCCAGCGUGCAGCAGGGUGAGAAGCAGCUCUUCGAGAAGUUCUGGCGAGGCACCUUCAAAGCCGUGGCCACGCCGCGACCCGAGAGCAUCAUCGUGGCCAGCAUCACGGCCCGCAAGCCGCUGCCCAGUGGGACGCUCAGCUGCCUGCCGUACCCCGUGGAGGACAGACGUCCCGAAAAGCUGAGUGCCCGUGCAGUCAAGGAGGCCUCCACCACCAACGGCUGUGUGAAAGGGAAGGAGAGAAGAGACCAUGCUCACCGCAGGUCCCGCAGCCCCUCGUGUGAUGGGGAGCGUGCACUACCGCCAGCCCGGGGAAAGAAGAAGAAGAAGAAAUCCGGCCGCAAGAAGCGCAGGAGGUCUCCCUCCUACAGCCCCUCGCCUGUGAAGAAGAAGAAGAAGAAAAGCUCCAAGAAGCGAAAAAGAAACAGGUUAUCUUCAAAGAAGAGAAGACACAGUUCUUCAAGCCCCAAAAGUAAGAGAAAGGAAGAAAGAAAACACAAAAAACACUCUCGUGGGCGCACGCGGAAAUCUCAUCGCCAUCGCCACCGCCACUGCCACUCUCGCUCAGAGAGCUCCGACUCCCACUCCCCCAGCUGCCGAAGCAGGCACAGACCCAGGUCUCGGGAGGAAGGGCGUAAAACACGGCGAAGACACUCCCGGCACCAUUCAAAGAUCACGGCAAAGCGAAGCUCCUCUGCAGAGGUUCAGGCCAGCCAAAAAGCCAGCCAAACCCUUCCGCUCUACAGCUUCCUGUCUCCUAAGGAAGUAAUCUCUCAGUCAGGGUCUUCUGCUGACCUCUUUACCAAAACAGACAGCCCGCCUGGCACCCUAGCCAGCCAGAAUGGAGAGUAUCAUGAAUAUGACUCAGGAAACGAUACUUCCUCCCCUCCCUCCACUCAAACGAGCUCAUCCAGGUCAAAGGACAGCCAGGAGAAAAGAAGUCUAGUCCAUGAUGGCUUUGGCCAUGCCUUCUCGUCCGGGAAGCCCAAACUGGCCAACAGCGAUAACAGCUCUGAUUCAGGAAAUUCCUUCACCAGUUGCUUUUCCCAGACCAAGGGAACAGCUUUGGAAAAUCUGUCUCCAGAUGCCCAGGGACAAGACCGAAGAGGGUGCCUGUCCUUGUGUCUCAGCUGUUCGGAGGAGAAGAAGCAAAACUUCCUCCCGUCCCCAACCGACAGCUCCCCGCUGAGGCCGUGCUCCCGCAGCGAGUCGUACACCAGCACAGGCAGAUCUUCCCCCCACUCCAGCCGCUCCCGCUCCUCACACCACAAGGCCUCUCCCAGGUACUCCCGAAGCAGGUCCUGCUCUUCAGGAAAGAGGUCUUCUUCACGUUCCCCCAGCUACUCUUCCAAAUCCUGCAAAAAAAGCCCUGAGAGCAGGAGUUCAAGGCCUCGUCGGAGUCCCAGUUACUCCCGCUACAGCCCUAGCAGAGACCGUGAGCGAGAGCACAAGUACAGCUCCAGUGAGAAGGAGUCGCACAGGGAACGUGACCGGCAGCGGCGGCGACGGUCCUAUUCGCCCCUGAGGAAACGCAGGAGAGACUCUCCCAGCCACCUCGAAGCUCGGCGCAUCACCAGCGCCCGCAAACGCCCCAUCCCCUACUACCGCCCCAGUCCCUCCUCCUCCAGCAGCGCCAGCAGCUACUCCUCCUGGUACAGCAGCUUCAGCCGCUCCCAGGAGGGCAGGAGCCGCAGUCGGAGUUCGGGCCCCAGGAGCAGCCGCAGCAGGAGCAGGAGCUCUGACUCAGGAGGCAGCUCCGACAGCCUGCGGCGCUAGGGAGUGCCGCGGACCGGCUCGUGUGCUGGCGUCGCCUCCAAAUUCCUGGCAUUCUCCGCUUCCUUCCCACCUGCCUGGCCAUCGAUAGCAAUCAUCCCCAGUACUGAUGUGGUGGCAGUGCCGGGUCCCCCUUCCCCGGUCCGGAGUAGGAGCCCUUGUGCGCCCGGCGCAGCCCCCUCGGCACCUCUCGGGGUGGGUGGAUCGGGCCCGGCUCCCCAGGCCAGGGCUGGCAGAGGGCUCGGUGCUUCGCAGAGGCUCUGUCAGACAGGCCUGCUCCAUCCUCCCUGACGGCCCCGUCUGCCCAUCGCUGCCACUCUCCAAAGCACUACCAGCUGGUCCAAAGGAAAGAAUUCAGCUCCUUGCCCUUCUGCCAAACCAGGAAACAGCAAAUUAAUUUCUGUUGGAGGGAGAGACCCGGUUAGGGAGGAAUUUGCUGGGAAGCUUUGGUGAUGAGUGGGAGUGACCUGUCCCCACCAAGGCAAAUACCAGGUCUCUUGGGUCUCUCCUCCAGAGUUUCUGCCCACUCUGCAGCAAGCCUCUCCCAUGAGAGAAUAUUUAUUUAUUGCUGGUCAGCCAGUCCCUGCUAUAAAUAGAAGUCUAGAAAUCCCUCCUGACGUAAUUCCUGGGAAAAAAAAACCACAUUCCCUGUCUUUCUCCUGCCCUUUCCUACCAGGUAUGCAUCAUCUUUUGCCGGGUUGUUUUAUCCCCCCCAGCACUGUGACUUGCUUGCAGACAAACUGCUGAGGUCUGAAGUAGAUGGGGGACCAGUGGGGUACAAGGGAGAGGGGGGCUGGUGCCACACUGUGUGCUGAGGGUCAGGCCAAGGCGUGGGAGAUAGGGGCUGGGGGGUUCCCUUCUCGGAGGAACUAUCUGGCAGUUUGGGUUUAGGUUCUUCAGAAGGGAGCCUUGCCCUUGGUGUGCAGUGCUGCUGGGACUGUAAGGAGACACACAGACGGCCUAGCUGUGGGGUGUAGGGACAGCACAUGGGUUUUAAAAGCCACUACUUGAGCCAGGGGACCCCCAUCACCCUUCCUCAUAACAGGCAGCAAUUUUUAAGCAGCGCCAGGAGGAUUUCAGGAAAUCAUUUCUCCUUGAGACCCUCAGGAUCCCCUGAGGCAGGGUUAGCUGCCUCAUCUCAGGGCCUGGAUGCCCUCGUGCCCAGUUUGUCACUGGGAGGAUGGAGCAGUGCAGGGGGGCAGAAAGGACCCCCCACUAAUUGCCUGGUUUUCCAAGAAGCCUCGGGCAGCGGCAGGAGAGCCCUGCCUGCCUGGGCGGCCCUGGGCCCCGGGGUUUUGUCUCCCUGCCAGGCCUGCCAGCCCAGCUGCCUGCGCAAUUACUGUGUUUUGCAGGGUAACAAAGGCUUCUCCCAGCACAGGCUGAGCUGGUGCUGAGGAGUUUCUUUCUCUUACAACACCUGGGUGCAUAAAGACGCUAAUUUGGCUUUAAGACUUCCCUCCCUCCCUUUUUCCAUCCCCUCCCCUUCCAUCCUGCAUGAUUAUUAACGAGUUUGGGCUUAGUGAGUCAAGGAGGUGUGUCAUUUAAGUGUCACAGAAAGGGCUAAGUGGAGCCAGCAUCUGGUGGAGGAGGAGAGGGGCUUGAAAGAAAUGCAACCCCCCGCCAGCUAAAGAGUUACCUACAGUACCCCAUCCCGCUGGCAGCUGUAAAGGGGCAAAGCUGCCAGUGGAGGAGGGCCAAGGGCCAUGUGGUGUCUGAUGGAGCUGGAUGGUCGCCUUAGCAAGCACAGAAACCUGUCCUCUCUUGGAAAGCACAGCAGCAUGUGGUGUAUUUCCACCCGGGUGGUACAAAGGGAAGUUUUAUGCCUGGUGUCCCUUUUUCCCCGUAUCCUUCCUACUGCUGGUCCCCCUUGUCCUGUGCCUUCAACCCCCAAAGCCCCCCCUUUUCCCAGCCUCUCAUCCCCCGCCUUGCUCUCUGCAGGUAAUGUGAGGAUGAAGGUGGCCAAGGCAGAGCGCUGGGCACUGGUGUGGUCAGUGGCUUGGUGGGGACAUGAGUCUGUCUCCUGGGAGGCUGCUUUGGAGGACACAGAGAAAAGUGUUCCUGGUAGGGCUGAGCAAAUGCUCUAGGGCUGUGCUUGAGGGAUCAAAGCCCUGGAGGGCCACUGCUUCCUCUGCUGUGCUGGCCCUGGCAGCAGCCCCUUGGCCAUCUUCUGCAGUGACCUCCCUUUCUUGUAAAGGGCUGAAAACCUCACGCUUCUUCCCCAAAGAGUCUCUCCCAGUCUGAUACUGAAACGCCCCAUCCUUCUGCUCCCCGAGAAGACCCCAAGGCAGUGAUGGGAGCCCAAACCCCAGACCUACCACUUCAAAUGUAGCCUCGUGCUACUUAACACCCCCUAACGCACACAUGCAUCUGUAGCAAGGAAACAGCAAGUCAGGAGGUGAAAAACUAGGAAAGAAAAGAAAAGAGGGGCUUCGUGCAACUGGUGUAAAUCUCAAACACAACACUGACUUGAGUUCCUCGUGUCUGGGGAUGGAUGGUUGAAGCACCACAUCAGGGUCAGCAGCACUAACCGACCGUGGGACUGGGGAUGACUCUGCGGGGCUGACAGCAGCAGCUCGCGGACCUGUCCGGCUGAUCCUGUUUCAAGGACUGCCUCUGCUUGGACAGUCCGUGGCAGCUAAACGCUCCUGGGGAUUCCCGAGCAGACUUGCAUUGGAGUAAACCUUGUAAUUUAUUUAUUUAUUUAUUUAUUAUUAUUGUUAUUCUAUUUUUAAUUCUAUGUCAGAAUGGAUGCAGGUGGUCACUGUUACCAGUAUUUAUUUAUUAUCUUUUUUUUUUUUUUCCCAAACAAUAAGUUAUUUUUGGAUCUAUUUGUUUGUUUGAAUGUAUCCAUGCCAUUGUUCUUGUGUAAAGGUUUACAGCGCUGGCCCCUCUCGAUGAGGUGGCUGGAGGAGUGACGGUCGCUCCUGCAGCCAACGUGUCCCUUUGUCUGUGCUCUCUGGAGCAGGGCGGAGAACGUGUGAUGGACAGAGGCAUGCAGGGCAGAGCUGUCUGUGUUCCCAUAUUAAAAUCCAGGGUUUCUCAUUAGAUUUGUGCAGGAAUGCAAUGGAUGUGACCACAGAAAUGGGCCUAGGACCUCACGGAGGUGACAGCGAGGGUCUUCUCGCCAACGAGCUGAGCAGCAGGGCGUUUGUGGUGCUGCAAGGGGAAGUCUCCUCCCGGCCCGUGCUCGCGCCGGCCGGGUGCCAGCUGGCCACUGCUGCUGUUUCCCUUGGCUCCGCAGCCAGCGCACAACCCGAAACUGAGCUGCUCUGCACAGGCACCGCUGGUUUCCCUGGGAGGAUGCCGUCGCUAGGACUCCCCUGCCGUGUUUACCGCUGCGCAAUGACCCACCCAUGGAAAAACUAAAGAAACGAGACUGUGAGAGUGUGAUCCGUGCUGAAGAUGCUUGCAAAAUCCAGCCUCUGGUGACAGGACCUAACCAAGAUUGUGUGUGUACGUGUACAUGUGCACAUGUGCAUAUACGUUUUCCUCAGUGGUGGUAUUUAUUUUUUAACUUAUUUAAAAUUUUUAGUACAACCUGGAACAUCACCCUCCCUGUCAGUGGACAGCUGGGUUUUCCGUUGGUUUGUGUGAAGCCCGUGAGCUUUUCUGUCUCUGUGCCUUUUGCCAGUGCUUUUUUUUUAAGGUUGUUUCACUUGUUAUUGCUUUUAUGGAUUGUUUUCUCUGCAUCCAGUGUCUCAGGUUGCUGCUGGUGCUUUCUGCAAAGAGCAGCAUUCACCUGUGGAAAGGCAACUUGGUCAUUUUGGUGUUGGUGAGUCGCUGCUCACCUGUGGUCAGCUGCACGAGGGAUGCCCAGGGCCAGCCGCAGCCUCGAGGCUUCAGGAAAAUCUCUCAGCCAUUUUUUGGAAGCCCUAUCUCAGCAGGUUUUGCUUUCCGUAAACACAGAGGCUCUUUCCCACCCACGAGUUUGUUUUCAUCCCACAAGUGCCCCAGUUUCCUUCCCCUGGCAGAGCACACAUCACAACACCCACUCCCAAAUGUCCCCAACCCCAGAGUCGUGCUGUCACCUCUCCCCACUCCCUGGACCUGCCUUGGCUCUGGGUUUGUCACACCAAGAGAGGCUCAUCCCACCUCUCCCAACCCCAGCUAGGCUCCAGAAAACCCAACACAAUCUCUGCAGGUUUGCUGAAGAUAAGGGAUAUUUUAAAGCACUGUUUUGUUACUUCUUUUCUUCAUGGGUUACAGCACUCAGCUGAGCAUUUCUUUAUGUUGACUGCAACUUUUCUCAAUGUUUUUGUUGUUUUGGGGGACUGAAUUUGGACCAAAUGUCUGCAACAGCCAAUCACUGUUAUUUUGCUAUGCAUUGUACAUAUAUUGAACAGGCUGAGAGGAUUUAGCUUCUAUUUAAUAUUUAUUUCUUCUAUUUAUUGAGCAUUACUUAAAAAAAGAUAUUGGGUCUUGCCGUUGGGUCCACAAAGGUAGGAGCCUUUGAGGUGUUGCCAUGUUCUCAUGUUCCAAUGUUCUCAUUGGAGAGAGGUUAUCAGAGAGGUGAAUUACUGAGGCUGUCACCUGCUGGCAUGGAGGCAUCUGGCAGACAAAUUAGGCUCAUUUAGAGCUCAACCCCCAGCGAUUUAGGGAGGAACCUCAUUUAGAUGGAGAUGAGCAAGGCAGGGGAAAAUCCUCCAUCUUCUUGGACCAGCCUCUAUUGACAAAUUACAACCCCCUGGAAAGGUGCUGGGUGUUCAGAGGCAACAGACCAGCUGUGGCAGAGGAAUAACCCUACUCUUCCUCCUCCACGCCACGUAGGUAGAGCUCCUUAGAUUGUCAAGAGAUCCCCAGAGAUCUCUGAUCUCCCACCACUCACCCCAUCUCGGCUCUCUAGUUACUGGGGAAAGGGGGGACUUGUCACCCUUUCAUUGAUGUGAGGAGAGGGAUAGGGUUGAAGUGACUUGCUGUGGUCUCUGCCAGGAAGCAAGGAUGUCCACCCUGCCCCAUCCUGAGACCCUCAUCCUCGUGCCAUGUCCUACUUUGCCCCCUUCCCUGAGCUUUGUGCCAGAACGAGUAGCUUUGCCCAGGCGUGAGCUCAGGAAAGGUGGCCAGGCCAGGACUGGGGAAGUCUCUCCUGUCCUCUCUGACACAAGCUGGAGCUCACUGCAGGCAUCCUCUCCCAGCUUUGAAAAAGCUAAAGUUCACAAUCUGUGCCAGUGUCACUCCACCGACACCAGAGCCAUGGUCCUCUUCACCUGCAGAGCUGCCUGGGUUGGCAGAGGGUGGAUACGGCUCCAGUGUCGGCAGGCGAAUGCCCAGUGCGCGGCUGCUCCGCAGAGCUGGCCAGGAGCUGCGCGGUGCUCAGCCUCGGGGCUCUCAGGAUAUCUGUUUGAGAAAAGGACGGAUUCCGGUGCCUAAGUGAAGACUUUGCCCUUUAGUGUCCUGUGGGGUUUUAUUACCUCUUUACCAGGGAAUGAAUAAUUCUCAUGAGUUUUGCUGCUACCUGGAAGUUUGCACAUGACUGGGAGGGUCUCUGAAGCACUGGUACAUUCUGCUGUCAUAGCAACAGUGUCGUGGUCAAGCAUCCCAACUUUUGGGCUGUUGCCUAGAGAACAACACCCUGAACCUCACCAGCCUGGGGGCAGCUGUGCCCCUUCGAAACCCAGGGAAUGAAAAGAUUGAGUACAAAAGUAAAGAUGUGAGAAAAGCUGCGAGGAAAAUAGUGUCUCUGUUUUCUCCCCUGUUGGUCAAUUCCUUACCACAUGGCACCGCUGCAUCUGUUCAUUUGACUUCACUGUAAAACCCCCUUUGUUCUCCAUCAAAAUGCAUACUGUAUUCUUUAGUCUUCCUGGGGUAUUUGAGUUGUUAGCCUGGUUAGAAAAAGGGUUCCAAUAAAGGUUCAGACAGUAUUUCCUUCUCAUC
Athene cunicularia (burrowing owl) is the source of this 7700-nucleotide messenger RNA. RefSeq names its product serine/arginine repetitive matrix 4 (gene SRRM4). Gene Ontology annotation, biological process: neuron maturation; mRNA processing; regulation of RNA splicing. Gene Ontology annotation, molecular function: mRNA binding. Gene Ontology annotation, cellular component: nucleus. Lineage: Eukaryota; Metazoa; Chordata; Aves; Strigiformes; Strigidae. The record is from RefSeq and is a predicted model, not a curated record.